AUGUACGGAAAAGAAGACGAUGACGAGGAUAACGUGCUCGCCCCGAAGGAACCUCAGGUAUCGUCGCAGGAUCCUGAGGAGCGGAAGGCGGGCCGAGCUCUCCGCAUCAAGCGUCGGCAGGAGGCUAUCAAAAGAGCGGAAGCGCCUCCGGAAGAAGCGGCGUUGGAAGAGGAGCCCGGGCUUAUCGAGCAGGCCACGGCAACCGCGGCCGAAGAGCUUCAGCGACUCUCCCUAGACGGGGCUGCCAAGGUCACCAACGUCAAAGUUACUACCGAUGAACGAGAAGUCAUCCGUCGUGCACUCUUUACCAAAAAGCAGACGAUGUCUAUGCAAAAACUUGAAGCGGAGGCUAAGGACGCACAAGCACAAUAUGAAGUCAUCACGGCAAACUGGGAAGUUAUGCUAGCUGUCAAAGAUCCCCUGGAUAUACAAGCGGCCAUGAAAGAACAGAAGGAGAAAUGCGACUUUCUUUUGGCUCAGAAAACUAGAAUGGUUGACGAGUUAAAGAACGAUCUCAAACUAAUGGACAUCGCUUAUUACGACGAUUUAGAUAAACAAGAUAAGGAUAUAAAAGAGCUCUCGGAAAGGAUUGAGAAACAGGUGUCUAUAAUGCAGAGAGCUUACCAGAAGCAGCUUACAUUGAUACAAGAGGCCAUCGAGAUAGAACGUGAAGCUAUGGUCGACCACAAUAACAAGCGAUGGGAUGCUUUAUAUAGGCAACGCGAUAAGGAGGAACUUGCUCACAUGGAGUAUAAAACUGAACAGCUAGAAGAGCAUAAACUAGAGAUGGAAGCUAUUAUGUGGGAUCACCAUGAAAAGUUUCGUGUUGCCAAAAUUGAACUAGAAGUCUUGAUACAAGAACUGCAAAAAGAAUUGGAAAAAUUAAAAGCAACAUGUAUCAUAAAUACGGAAAAGAUCGGAUACAAUUAUCAAAUUUUGAAAAAACGUGAGGAAGAAAAUGUAUUUGUGCGAUCACAACAAAAACGUAAGCUUAAUAAAAUGUCCGACGUUGCUAACAAAUUGCGUGCAAAAAUCCGUAAAGCCGCUGAAGACGGAGCCAUCGAGGAAAUCAAGGCCGACACAGAAAUCGUCAAGUUAAUGCAAGCUAUGGACGAUUUAGAGAAAAAAUCUUACCAAUUUUCACAUGUUAAUAAUUAUAAAUUUAGUCAGAUUUGGCGCAUGUCUGUAGCGCGAUGCACAGAACUGGCUAAACAGUUGAGACUGGCAGAAGUUGCUUUACACGCUCAUAUUUUAUCAGAGCCUCCGCCUCCACCACCGCCACCUCUCCCAAAAAACCCUCUCUGGAGAUAUGAACAUGAAGCAGCGAAUGAAUCUCAAGCUGUUGCAGUCGUUGAAGAGGAACAAGUAGAUCCUAGCGAUAUGGUAGCUAAAACAGCAAAAGAUAAACUGGUACGGCACAUCCUUCAACUGGUUGCAGAUAACACGGGAUUUCUCGUAGAAGAUCGUUUACUAAAACUUAUAGAAAAAUAUGAGCUGACGUCUAGAAACUUGUGCACUCUGGAUUCCAUUUUUAUGGCUCUUGAAAUUCAAGCCGAGGAAGAUGUAGAAUUGCUGUGCAAAGUUUUUCUCAAUUACGCUUUUUGCCCCGUUUGCGUUGGGAUGGACAACGAAACAGAAUCCAUUGAACAAUCUUCUAUUAUUGAAGAUGCCGUAUCACGUCAUACAGUGCCCAGAUCAGUUCGAGGUGAUAGAUCAUCAAUCCGUGGACGAUCUAGUGUGGUAAAAAGUAUUACAGCAAGUGCAUCCCGAUCGAUACACGUGGGGUUUAGAGGUCAGGAAUUAUCACCGUCGGAUAUACAACUAAUGACUGAAGCUGAUGAAAUUAUUCAAAAAUGCGGAGAACUGAAUGUGGGAACAGCAGGUACUGGACCGAUCACAGAAUCAGGGACCACCGCAGGUCAGCGACGGCCGCAUGCGCGAGGUGUCACCGUCACCUCCCAGCUCUCGCUUGCUAAGAGUAUCAAGGCUGUUAAUCCAUUCCUUUGCCCAAUGGGCCAUUACUUGGAAAUUGAACCGAUGCAGGUACUUACAGCCUUAGGAGAGUUUGUCUCUGUAUUCGUCCCACCGGAGAAAAGGAGACUUUAUGAUAUACUUGACAGUGUGAAACCACCCGAUUUUACAACUCCAUCUCGUAAAUUGAAAACAGAGGAAAUACAACAGUAUUGGAUGGAGUGGAAGGAUAUUUUCCCAUCAGACAAGGAUAGAUUUUGGGAUGGAAUGCUUUCAGCGCUUAAUAACUACUUGCCAAUUUUACAAGAACGAGAAAGGCUUCACGAAGAGGUGUGCGGUCUCCGUCGACGCAACGCGGCACUGCGACGCCUUAUGCGUGGCGCGUUGCCCGAACUGCCAACCGUGCAGCCGAAGUACAUGGGCCCAUACCCGCAAAUGUUCACUAGCACAGUGCCUGAUGAAGCGCACACUGCUUAUUCAAGACUACCGCCUAUUUGAACAUUUGAUUUUUCUAAAAUUGACGCGGCGCGGUAAAAAAAUUCUAUCAACACGCCCGUGUUAUUAAUAACAAAGAAUGAAAUUAUAUUUUAGCAAAUAUAUUUGCUUCGUAAAUGUUUUUAAAUAUAUUUAACUU
Leguminivora glycinivorella is the source of this 2605-nucleotide messenger RNA. Its product is annotated as dynein regulatory complex protein 1. The record is from RefSeq and is a predicted model, not a curated record. Lineage: Eukaryota; Metazoa; Arthropoda; Insecta; Lepidoptera; Tortricidae. The transcript has 16 exons. Gene Ontology annotation, biological process: cilium-dependent cell motility; regulation of cilium movement; axonemal dynein complex assembly. Gene Ontology annotation, cellular component: axonemal dynein complex; axoneme. Bases 1 to 2469 code for a protein of 822 amino acids.